This is a messenger RNA of Adineta steineri, 747 nucleotides long. NCBI's taxonomy places the organism in Eukaryota, Metazoa, Rotifera, Eurotatoria, Adinetida, Adinetidae. The record is from the annotation of a GenBank genome assembly.
AUGUCUCUAUAUCGAGUAUCACCUAUACCCAUCGAUCAUAUUGAAAUAUUUCGACAACAAACAAGUCCACCUUCCAUUCCGUCAUCUCCAACCUAUGGAAUAGAUGCUCCUUUAGGUUUAAUUGCUUCAUUGUGGUCUGCUCCACUUUAUUUAUAUGCUACAUUAAGUGGCAAAUUUCAGGUAUGGGAAGCACUUUUACAUGAUAUAGUCAAGGAUAUUGAUUUGAGUGAACCUUGUCUGGAUUGUGGAUGUGGAAGAGGAAUGGUUCUUCUAAUGCUUGCUCGUUUGAAAAAAGAAUUGAUUUCGAACGGUGUUCGAACAUCGACAUUACCUGUCUAUGGUAUUGAUAUUUUUAACAGUUUCGAUCAGACUUCUAACUCAUCGCUUUCUACCUGUCAGAAUGCAGCUUCUACAGAGCUAUUAGAAUAUAUUAUUCUGCAUACUGGUACUUUUCUUGAUCUUCCUUUUGCCGAUGAUUCUUUUUGUCUGGUUACUUCAUCAUUAGCAAUUCAUAAUGUUUCGAACAAAGAAGAAAAACAAGGUGCAAUAAGAGAAUGUGCUAGAGUAACGAAACCAGGUGGUUGGUUAUUAAUCGUUGAUUUAAAAGGUAGUGUUGCACUCUAUGAGAACACAUUACGAGAACUUGGUUGGCAUUCAAUAGAACGUAAAUGGGCUGGGAUGAAAAUGAUGUAUGGAAUGUGGCCUUGUGAAGUACUCAAAGGAUCAAAACCACUGCGAACAACGUGA